AGGAGAAGGCAAAGGAAUCCAAGUUGUCCAAGCUCCUAACAGUGUUUCCAGAUGCAGCUGGGAGAGAUGUAUUCACCUCAACUUGUUUUGACUCAACAAAAAAACACCACGACGUAUUCCACGGAGCGCUCGGAGCACUUUAAGCCAUGCAAAGACAAGGACCUGGCAUAUUGUCUCAACGAGGGGGAAUGCUUUGUGAUCGAAACCUUAACAGGAUCCCACAAACACUGCCGGUGCAAAGAGGGCUACCAAGGAGUCCGCUGUGACCAAUUUUUGCCGAAAACCGACUCAAUCUUGUCAGAUCCAACAGACCAUUUAGGAAUUGAAUUCAUGGAGAGCGAGGAGGUGUACCAGCGCCAGGUGCUGUCCAUCGCCUGCAUCGUCUUCGGCAUCGUCGUGGUGGGCAUGCUGUGUGCAGCCUUCUACUUCAAAACAAAGAAGCAAACCAAGCAGAUCCACGAACAGCUGAAAGAAACUCAGAAUAGGAAAACCUACAGCCUAAAUGCUUCCAGCAUGUUGGCAAAGUCAGAGUGUAUGGCACAAAGCCAAGUCCAGCUGCAAAAUUAUUCAAAGCCUGAUAGGCACCCGGGGCCCAUUCUGCACAAAGUUAUGGAGUCUAGUUUUUCAGGCACCCAGUCUUUCCCAGAGGCCUUGUCUCCUGACAGAGGAACCGAGCCCAUCAAGCACCACAGAAGUCUCUCUUCAUGCUGCAGCCCAGGACAGAGAAGUGGGAUGCUCCACAGAAAUGCCUUUCGGAGGACUCCUCCCUUGCCUCGGGGUAGGUUCAAUGGGAUUGCAGGACCAGCAUAUCAGCAGCUCCAGGAGUCCAGGAUCACCGACCAGGACACCAUACCUUGUCACGGGUAUUCAUCCAGUGGUUUAAAAACUCCUCAGAAUCCUUCAAUAAAUAUGCAACUGCCUUCAAGAGAGACAACCCCAUAUUUUAAUAACGUGGAUCAGAAGGACUUGGUCAGCUAUUCCUCUUCAAGGGCCAACUCCGUUCCCAUCAUCCCAUCUGUGGGCUUGGACGAAGCCUGCAUGCAAAUGCAAAAUGUUCCUGAAGUAACAGGCAUCAAAUGGUGCAAAAACUCCUAUUCUGCUGAACUUGUCAACGUGAGUUCCCCAGUCAGUAAUUGUCUAAUAGCAGAACAACACGAGGUGAAAAUCUUGCUGGAAACUGUGCAGGAGCAGAUCCGGAUGCUGACGGACGCGCGGCGGGCGGAGGACGCGGAGCUGGCGAGCGCGGAGGCGCGGGGCGGCGCGAGCGAGAACACGGCCUUCCUGCCCAUGAGCCCCACGGCCAAGGCAGAGCGAGAGGCACACUUUGUCCUCAAAAGUGACACGCAGAGAGACUCGGUACUGACCAAGUGACUCCGUCUGGGGGCUGCGGGAGGGGAAACGAGAGGUCCGUGCGUUCGACGCUUUGCUAAACAGGAAGGGAGGAAGUUAAAUACAAAUUAUUUAUAUGCAUUAAUUUAAGAGCAUCUACUUAGAAGAAACCAAAUAGUCAAUCGCCCUCAUAUCAUAGUGUUUUUUAACAAAAUAUUUUUUUAAGGGAAAAGUUCCAGGAGGGAUGAAGCGUGCUUUUAGAUGCUUUCUAGGCAGGAUUACACAGUUCCAGUUCCAGAGGACUUUUCCGUGGUCCUGUUCGGCUGUCCAAAGGCUUAGGCUAUGCAUCUCCUUUUCAGUAAAGGCCAAGUACCGUCCUUAGAUGCAUUUCUGGUUUCAGGGCAGCGCUGCAGUGAGCUGCUGGGCAGGGAUUCAGACCCUGGAGAACAUGUCCUGUAAGCCCAACACAGAUCCAGCCCCCUCUCCCCCUCUGCUCUUGAUUCCAGGUUCACAUCACGAGAACAGGCUCACAGACACCUGGUUCUGAGUUCUGGUACCUGCUGUGGAAUGAUGACAACAUCCCUGAAUUGAGCAGAUGCUUAACUCUCAACCUUAAUUCAAUGUGUCAGUUGCCCCAAGAAAGUCAGUGGAAUCAUUUAUGAGCUUUGGGAUUGGCCAAGAGUGGGAGCAGGAUUGAGGUCUAUAGAGAUUCAGUGAGUCCACAGCUGCUCCAUCUUCUGAGCUUUGCCUAUCAGAGCUGCCUUGGUGGAGAAUGAGGAAGAACGAGAGAAAAUGUAUGUGUGUAUUACAACAGGUUUGGUUUUGGUUUCUGGUAUGGGUUUUUUUAAGUGGAAACAUAAACUCUGUUGUUCAUUAGCACCCCUCAACAUUUCUAAACUUUUACACUUCAAAAGCAUUUGUAAGCUCUCAAGGAGCACUUCUUGGUGUGUGUGUAUUUUUUUUUUAACUUAUUUUUUAUUAUGGCUUGUUCAGAGAAGAGUCAGGGAGAUCCACUAUGAUCAAAAUCCAGCCAAUAAGUGUCCACGCUGCCUAAUUUGUUCCAGCAUUCAGUUCUCCAGUCACUUUAAUUAAUUAUGGCUUAGGCUUGUGAACUUUAAAGCUUCAACCCUGCAGAUGGUUCAGUAUGGGCAGGCCCACAGGCAUGCAGAGAUCUGACUCUGAUGGAGCUUUCUAAGAGCAGAUGGUUCCACCAAGUCGCUCCCUGCAGGGGAUCAAGGCCUUAGAGACGAUGCGUCAUUCCCUGGUUGCUGCAUCCUAAUCACAUUGUAAGUCCUUUGUGCAUUAGCUUUCUUUUCAGUCCCUCUUCCCCCAUAAAUUGUAACAGAAUGUGCCAAUUUUGCAAUUAAUUGGAUUCAGGGACACACCUUACUGGGUUUACUGUCUUAAAAUAUCUCGUUAUUCUCGGGGUGGGGGGAAGUCCACUAUAAUAAUCACUAAAUAGCCUUCCCUGGUUAGUGCCAGGAGAUUGAUUAAAAAAAAAAGAGUAUAUACAGAAUGCAUUAAAAUAUUCCUUUGAAGCAAAAUAAUUGUUAGAUUUAUUAAUGUGCCCCAGACUUUCUAGUUCACAAGUCUCAAGACUUCCCAAAAUAGCACAGUCAAUCCUGCAGUGCUGUUGUAUGUUGAGUCAGAAUAAAGCAAUAUCUUAACCUCUGUCAAGUAAAUUUGGAAAAGAAAUGCUGAAGGUGUAUGUCAUUUUUUUUUGUUGAUGCAGUAAAAAAUAUUAUUUUUGGUAGUCUUCAUUCAGCAAGUCUUAUUUUGGGUUGCUUUUGUGGUUUUGGGGGUACUUUUAAAGAUAAAGUUGAUGAAAUUGUCCUGUUUACAGAAUUUUCUAUGGCUGCAAUCUUUGCUGUGUGUUUUCAACAGAAAUGUAUUUGAGGGCAAGCUAUUGUUUUAUGCCCCAGGAUGGAGUGUGAGGUGUUCAGACUCCCUUCUGCAAAGACAGAGCUUUUGUUGUAGCAGUGAGGGAGGGUCCCUGUGGGGUUUGGGCUCACCCUGACAUUUCCCUGCCAUAUGUGGUGGCUGGGCAGAAUCUCACUGUGCAUGAGCUGAGCUGGCUGUGGUGGGCAUGGCCCCGAGCCCACACCAGAUAAACCCUCUGAAAGGCAGGGUGCAUUAGGUGGGGCUCAGCUUUGCACCCCUACAGUCAUUGGACCUUUCUGUCCACACCACUUGCAUCCCCCAUCCAGGACAUGAGCAAAGGGAGCUUGCCUUUGCCCAUAAGCCCUGUGAACAUACCUGAAUUUUCCCAUUAUAUGAAAACUGGGUGCUAUAUAAACCUCUGGUUCAACAAUUUUCAAGUGGUGAUCACAAUUAAUGAAUAGUUCACCAUUAAUUUCUUUGAGAUUAUCUUUCUGCAAUACAGUGCAGAAUCCUGCCCAAACUGGUGCUUGAAAAUUCAAUCUUUUCAAUUCAGAUGCAAGAUCUUCCCUCCCCCAAACUCUGCAAAUUCACCUCUGGCAACAUAAUGGGAACACACAGCAAGAUUUCAGCUGAAGAAAGAACCGUAUCAUAGGCCAUGCCUUUAGGGAGAGAAUGUGUUCAUGCAGCACCCCCAAAAGACCCAGAAAGGGGAGAUGAGCAAUGUAUUUAAGCGAAUGAAAUGUUUCACUGAAUGAUAGCUGAAGAUCUGAAAUGGUGAGAAUAUCUUUGGUUGAUGUUAGAGAUACAAUCUUGUACUCAGCAAAGGAUGUGUGACUGUUAUAUGUUAACUGUUCUAUUCAGUUCUCAGCAUGUUUGAAUAGAGAGACGUUAAUAUUAACCAAUGACAGACUAGUGUAUUAUUUGUUCAGAGCAUCGCUUCAGAUCUUACUGAAACUGUCAUUGUUUGCAGAGGAAAACAAAAAGGGUUGAAAACAUCCAACUAGGUAGCCUUAAUGUUGUUUCUAAUGCAACUAUGGUUUUCUAAUGCAACUGUUUUCCUCUGUGGACCUUCCUGUUUUACAGUGAAUGGGGCAACAUUUUCUCUGAGGUCUGACAAUUGAUUGUGCAAAGCAUCCAUUUGAAAGUCGUACUAAAACGGCCAAUGUGGUAGGCCAAAUUUUGCUUUGCUUCUGGUCCCACUGAACUGGUGGAUUGGAAGGGAUGCAAGUCAUUGAGAAAUGCAAUUAAUUCCUAAAGUACAUCUGUUCCCAGCCUUGGAGACAGUCUGUAAUCCCCCUGGAAGAGGCUCUGAACUCAGUCGUUUACGUGGAUCAUAAUUAAAAAUUUUAUCUGACCUAUGAAGUUCCAGGUGUAGUCUGGUGUGGAAAUUUGCACACAUAGCAUUGCAUUCAAACAAACUGGGAGAGCAGCUGACUAAAUAAAUUGAACUUUCUCUGAACUAAGCAGAGAGAAAGUCUGUGUCUCCAGCACAGCACCAUGGAGAAUUGUGAGAGGUAUAUAUCCUGAUCUUUUUUUAAAAAAUUAUUUCUGUUUAGAAUUUCUUCAAAAACCAUCCAAAAUAACACUAAAAAAAAAUUAAAACCAGUAGAACAAUCCCAGCAUUUGAAAUAGGAGAUGUGGGUAAGUAUGGGCACAUUUGUAGUGUUUAUAAUUGAAAAAACUCUUCCGUACCCCAAGGCCCAAAGCUGGAAUGUUGUCAUUUCUUCAGGCACAUGUUUAGAUCAACAAAUGGUUCUGUGGAACACGAGCCCUUCAGAAUGCAUUUGGUCCCUGGCCAUGCUCUCAGCUGCUGUGGUCAGUGCAGCAAUGGCAGCAUCUGUUAACAGAGGAUCACAUCCCAAAUCCGUGCUGCUUGAUGCCCACAAAGCUUAGUAGUCUCCCCUGUGAUGUCAGCACUGCUGCACAAAAGGAUUUAUUUUGCCUUUGAGCAUCCCAGCAGAGCGUGAGCCCUCUCAGCUCCUUGGCUGGGGUGAUAGGGUUGGGUUGCCAGCUCCAUCUGGCACAGGCUGAGUGUCCCUGGCCAGGCUCAGCAGCAGUGAACUUGGGAUUGGUGUGGCUGAUCCCAAAGCCACUCAGCAGCACCCUUCAAGUUUAAAUUUUGAAACAAACAAUGAGUUGAUGGCAUGUGCUUAUGACCAAGCAUGUGCUCAAUAUGCUUCCAAAUUGAAAUGGUAGCAAUUAAUUCACACCUACUUACUUCUCAUGUAAGUAGGGAGAAAAUCUGGAUUCCUUUUCCCAAUUUAUCCCCAGGUUCCUGUAGUCCUCUUUUGGAUGUUACUUGAACAUUUCUUACUCUUAUAAGAAAUUCUGAAAAUUAAUACCAAAGAACUCUGAAAGACUCCUACCUGCAGUAAAUAAAUUUGAGGCUUGAAGGAGCAGACCUGGAAUAAAAACUGUGUUUGAAAGUGGUAUUAAUAUCAAUUGCCUUUCAAUAAAAUGAAAUUUCCCAGUAAACUCCUUACCCCUUAGGAAAACAAUGAGCUUAUAAAGGGAUUUAUUAUCUUGCCAUGAAUUUAAAAUAUUUAUCUUCAAGAAGAUUGGGAAACAGCAAAUAUUUAGUAUAGAUUUUUCAGCUUUUUGAGAUUUUUUUUGUUUUUAUUUUAUUUCAGCAGCCUAACAGGUCAAUGAACCCAUUAUCUGUAUUGUCUGACACAUAAUCAUAAAGUCUCCUCUUUUGUGGUCCAAAAGCUGCAAUGAUAGAUUUCCUUAAAGAGAUCAAGAUUUUAUCUAAUUUUAUUUUUAAAUUGUUCAUAGAAUAAUACAGUUAUUUAUCUUGCUGAAAAUAUAAAGUGAUGCAAACUUUUUUUGGUUUUGUACUGCAUUAUUGCUGAAUUCACAGCCAGAUUGUGCUUCCUCUGUUUUGAGGUCUACUUACAGGAAACAACUGACACCCAGUUUUCUGGUUUAGACUUGAUGUGGGAAUUAGUAAAGGUAAGAAGGUUUUUAGAAAGUUGAGAAAGUCAGUUUUAGAAAUAGAAAGUGAAAAGGGAAAAGAGCCAACACAACUUGGCGCUUCCAAAUAGUGGUAUCAGGCAGGAUUUCUGUAUUUUCCGUAGGAAAGUUCAAACAUGAUAUAGAGAUCAAAAAGCUACAACAGCAGUAAAAUUACUAAUAAAGUAGGCCUGUGUUUGGUUUGGUGGGUCAUUUUUUCAUUUUUAUUCCAUGGUAGUCAGCGGGUUGUUCCUUGGGAAUUGAUAGUCUCUUGUAAGAAAUACAGAAUUUAUUGGAGACAGUGGAAAGUCAUCACUAUAGCCCAGAACUAGAAAAGCCACAGUGGAGGAGGAAAGAGUCAUCCGGUGUCUGCUGCAGAGGAUGAGACUGCUUUCAUCUUAACAGUAAAAACCAGUGCAGUUGUUUACUGUUGAAAGCUUCACCUGCUAGGAAAGGUAAAUUGUCUGAAUUUAUUAAUGACCGCAGUGGUAGUGUUUGAUUAAUGGAAAACGGGCAGAAAUUUCCAUUUUUUUCCUGCUUGCCUUGUCCCUUGGAACGAAUCUAAUUAUGUUUUAGUUCUGUAUUAUUAAAGCACUGUUUCCAGUGCUUCAGAGACAGAGUGCUCACGCCUCACUGACAGCAUGCACUACUCUUCCUUGCUUGAAAAGAUUUAGCAGUUUGCUCUUUGAUCAACACUCCUGUAAACAAGGAGUGAUUUUUCUAAUACCCCACAAGGCUGUUCUUGUGCAAGUUUUCCCAGAUAAAUAAUAAAAAUGCAGCAAGACCACCUACAAUUCUAUUUUUUUUCUUUGUAAUAUAAGAAACUAUAUAUAAUACUUGACAGCUAUAAUUGAGAAGGGUUAUUGAUGACUGAAGUAUGUAAAUAAACUAUAGGAUAUAAUGUAUGUCAGCAGCAUGGAAAUCCUGUAUUUGUCCCAUAGCUUUUAAUAACCCAUUCUCUUCACACCAUCAGCAGAGCUACAUGCAGUUUAUCAUUUGCUUUCCUUGAGGGGACCAUGCUCUGUACCACAUCACUGCAGUGACUGGGCACUGAGGUACCCCUGUCCUUAUUUCUUGCAAUGCAAGAGCCACUUCUGUACUGUCCAUGCCUGCUUUGGUCUAAAUUCACUGAAUUAGUAACCAUUCAGCUUCUUCAUUCACAUUUGGUUUUACCUUGCACUCAGACUCAAGAGUAUCAGCCUGACAUUUGGGACCCUGAAUACAUUUAAGGCAUUAAACAUUUUAAUGCACUUAACAUUUGUCUGCUUUGGUUUGACCUGAGGGGAAACCUCUCCCUUGAAGAAGGAUUUAUGCAGCCUGUGCUGUAAGGUACUUUCCUGCCAUUCCUUCAAGGAAUAUGGAACAAGAGCUCCCAGUUCGGUAAAUAUUUGGAAACAAAAAAUUACAAAUAAUAAUAGAGGAAUAUAAAAGAAUACUACUAAUGAUUAAUAUUCUAAAAUAAACAAUAGUUCCUUGCCUUCUCUGGAAUACGCAAUAGUAGUUAAAGUUUAUCAAGAUGCAUCAGAGACAUGAAGAAGUGAGGCUGGUUUGUAAGUCAUAUGUAUUUUCUCAGGAAACCCAGGCUUGGAGUUUCCUUUGCUUACAUUGAGAUAAUUCUUUCAUAGCAUGAAAUUCGCUCCUGUAUAUUGCAUACCUCAGCAGGAGCAGGACAGAAACACAGUACAGGCUUCACUUUGGCUUUCUGACUCAAGUUAAA
This is a messenger RNA of Camarhynchus parvulus, 7879 nucleotides long. It is a transcript of the gene NRG3, whose product is annotated as neuregulin 3. The record is from RefSeq and is a predicted model, not a curated record. NCBI's taxonomy places the organism in Eukaryota, Metazoa, Chordata, Aves, Passeriformes, Thraupidae. Gene Ontology annotation, molecular function: chemorepellent activity. The transcript is spliced from 9 exons. Bases 52 to 1371 code for a protein of 439 amino acids. Gene Ontology annotation, biological process: animal organ development; nervous system development; intracellular signal transduction.